Messenger RNA from Toxoplasma gondii ME49, 1108 nucleotides. Its product is annotated as MORN repeat-containing protein. The transcript has 3 exons. Lineage: Eukaryota; Apicomplexa; Conoidasida; Eucoccidiorida; Sarcocystidae. The coding region runs from base 1 to 660 and encodes 219 amino acids. The record is from RefSeq and is a predicted model, not a curated record.
AUGGCAGACGGCGACAGGGACGAGGGCUCAGCCGGUCCCUACUCCUUCUCUUUGCCAGAUGGCAGCACGCUGCCCACUGCUGGAACAUACACGGGUUUUGCCAGUGUCCAAUAUACCAACGGGGAUUCGUUUGAAGGCGAAUUUGUGAACGGGCGAAAAGAAGGGCGAGGUGUUUACACGUACAGAAACGGGGACAAGUUUCAAGGCGAAUACAAAAAUAACAAACGAACGGGACUCGGAAGAACAGACUACUCCGCCGGGGGAUUCUACCAUGGUAACUACGAAAACGGGCGCAGAUCAGGAGAAGGCACACGGCGCUAUCCGAACGGCGAUAUUUACUACGGCCAGUGGAAGGACGGCAAACACGACGGUUAUGGAACCUAUAUCUUCAACACGACAAAGUACAAAUUUGUGGGUCAGUGGAGAGCGGGCCAGCUUCUAGAGGGGUCGUGGCGCUGGCGAAAUGGAACGGUCUACGAGGGCAAGUUCGAAAUGAACAAACCAUGUGGCGAGGGUACGUGGUCGUUCGCGAAUGGUACGCGACUGCAGGGAAGCUAUUCCCAGCGUGUUUUGCCAGUGGACGAGGCUCCCGAUGAUGAUCCACGACCCGCUCAAAAGAUUGAACUCCAGUGGACACCAUCCGGAGUUUCUGCUCAGUGAAAGUUUUUAAAAAGACUGCAGCGAAAUGUUCUUUGUUGGCACGCUCCAGCCUGUCGAGUCCUCCGGUCCUGGUGAGGAAACUUUCUACUGUAUUUCUGACUUUCUUCUGGUCUUUCUUGACCCAAAUUGAAGUCUGCCCGCUCAGCGUCGCACAUGACUGUUCCUUGCCGACACUGCCCCUGCCCCUGCCACAGUCAACUGUCGCCGCUUUCGUCCCCAAGAGGGUGACAGCUCUUUCCCAGCAACUGCACCUCAGCUUGUCCUGUCUUCACAUGGCGAAACUCUUCGCGCUGCCACCAAAGUGAAUAUCACGAUAUUUAUUUAGCUUGAAUACGAAUGGUAAUUUUUCAACUAUACGCUGGAUACCAUUAUACUUCAUGCACUUAACAUCAGUCCCACUUCUUUACAAAAUGCGCAAGGAUGGAGCACAAGACUCUACAACGGUUUU